This is a messenger RNA of Hibiscus syriacus, 1678 nucleotides long. Its product is annotated as mitogen-activated protein kinase 7-like. Gene Ontology annotation, cellular component: nucleus; cytoplasm. The transcript has 3 exons. Gene Ontology annotation, molecular function: ATP binding; MAP kinase activity. Gene Ontology annotation, biological process: protein phosphorylation; intracellular signal transduction. The coding region runs from base 340 to 1446 and encodes 368 amino acids. NCBI's taxonomy places the organism in Eukaryota, Viridiplantae, Streptophyta, Magnoliopsida, Malvales, Malvaceae. The record is from RefSeq and is a predicted model, not a curated record.
UCUUGUCUCUUUGCUCACAUCGGAAACUUUGAAUUAAGAUCAAAUUAGUUCUUUCUCUGUCUCCCAUGUUUUGUUUUUGCAAGUUCAAUAAAGGGGAUUUCUUUUCUUUUUACAGUGGAUUGACUUUGAAUUUGUGAAUUUGGAGUUGGUUUAAAGGUUGAAGAAAAGGGUACGAAAAAAGUCGGGGUUUUUGGGAUUUUACAGUUGCAUGAUUUGAAAGUUAGUGAAUUUGGAGUUUGCUGAUAGAUUCAAGAAAAGGGUAUCAAAAAGUGAAGAAACUUAUUCAAAAGAUCAAAGCUAACAAGUAGAAGCGGCAAAAAUUUCCACAGAGAAACAAAAAUGGCGACUCUUGUGGAGCCAUCAAAUGGGGUGAAGCCAAGGGGGAAGCAUUACUAUUCAAUGUGGCAAACCCUUUUCGAGAUUGACACGAAAUAUGUUCCAAUCAUGCCUAUAGGGAGAGGAGCAUACGGCAUCGUUUGCUCCCCCAUCAACAGGGAAACCAACGAGAAAGUGGCCAUAAAGAAGAUCCACAAUGUGUUUGAGAACCGUGUCGAUGCUUUGAGAACUUUGAGGGAACUGAAACUUCUCAGACAUAUCCUACACGAGAACGUGAUUGCUUUGAAAUAUGUAAUGAUGCCUACUCACAGAACCAGUUUCAAUGAUGUUUAUUUGGUUUAUGAGCUAAUGGACACCGAUUUGCAUCAGAUUAUCAAGUCCCAUCAGCCUCUUUCCAAUGAUCACUACAAGUAUUUCAUUUUCCAGUUACUACGAGGGCUGAAGUACCUGCACUCGGCGAACAUCCUUCAUCGAGACUUGAAGCCUGGGAACCUCCUUGUCAAUGCUAACUGUGACCUAAAGAUAUGUGAUUUUGGGCUGGCACGAACCAGUAGAGGCAAUGAACAAUUCAUGACGGAGUAUGUUGUCACCCGCUGGUACCGGGCUCCGGAGCUCCUACUCUGUUGUGAUAAUUACAGCACCUUCAUUGAUGUUUGGUCGGUCGGGUGCAUCUUUGCCGAGAUUCUUGGUCGGAAACCCAUCUUCCCUGGGACAGAAUGCCUCAACCAGCUUAAGCUAAUUAUCAAUGUCCUUGGAAGCCAGCAAGAGGCUGAUCUUGCAUUUAUCGAUAACCCGAAAGCCAGAAGGUAUAUCAAGUCACUUCCUUACUCUAGGAGAACCCAUUUUUCUCACCUAUACCCUCAAGCCGAUCCAUUAGCCAUAGAUUUGUUGCAAAGGAUGCUAGUUUUCGAUCCAUCUAAGAGAAUUACCGUCACAGAAGCACUCCUACAUCCCUAUAUGUCGGGGUUAUAUGAGCCAAGGUCCAAUCCACCUGCACAAGUACCGAUCGACCUCAACGUAGAUGAGAACAUGGGAGAACAAAUGAUUAGAGAGAUGGUGUGGAUUGAGAUGCUUCACUACCACCCUGAGAUUGCAUAUGCAAAUGCUUAGAUGUUGAUUUGCUUUUAGAACCAGCAUUAUUGUUUGACCUAGAAGAACACUAUUGAGAGUUAUAAUGCCCUGGGUUUUUUGUUUACCUUUGACACUUGUUUUUUAGUUUGGGUUCUUUGUGGCAGACUCUGGCAGUGUAAUUUGUAGAUAUUUAUGGUAUUAUCUUCAAUCCAAGGGACUUAGCAUAGAAAACAAUGGAGAAUACAAUAAAAAUUAAAUUGCCUGUUAUGUA